AUGAAGGUGGUUGAGGUGGACCUGGAUGAUCGCACCUACCCCAUCUACAUUGCACGCGGGCUGUUGGAUCAGGGGGAGCUGCUGCGAAAGCACAUUCCUGGCAAGACCGCACUCAUCAUCACCAAUGAGACCAUUGCACCGCUCUACCUAGACAGGUGCCUGCACUCCAUCACAGCCAGCGGCGACAUCAAGGCCGAGGUCGUCAUCCUGCCGGAUGGCGAGCAGCACAAGACCCUGGAGGUGCUGCAGAAAGUUUGGGACAAGGCGCUCGAGUGCAGGCUGGACCGCAACACCACCUUCAUUGCGCUGGGUGGAGGCGUGGUCGGCGACAUGACAGGGUUUGCGGCUGCAGCCUACCAGCGCGGUGUGCAUUUCAUCCAGGUGCCAACCACGGUCAUGUCGCAGGUGGACUCGUCGGUCGGUGGCAAGACGGGCGUGAACCACCCGUUGGGCAAGAACAUGAUUGGCGCAUUCUACCAGCCUCGCUGCGUGCUGAUUGAUACCGACACGCUCAACACGCUGCCUGACAGGGAGCUGGCCUCUGGCAUCUCAGAAAUCAUCAAGUAUGGCUUGAUUCGGGACGCGGCUCUGUUCGAGUGGCUGGAGCUUAACAUGGAGCGGCUUCUUCAGCGCAACCCAGAGGCGUUCACAUAUGCCAUUGAGCGAUCGUGCAUCAACAAGGCUGAAGUGGUGGCAGCUGACGAGAAGGAGGGAGGCUUGCGUGCGACCCUCAACCUGGGACACACCUUUGGCCAUGCCAUCGAGACGUGUACAGGGUAUGGCGCAUGGCUGCACGGCGAGGCGGUGGCAGCCGGCACGAUGAUGGCAGCAGACAUGUCGCUUCGGCUGGGCUGGAUUGAUGCGGAGCUUGCGCGGCGUAUUCACGCCCUCAAUGAGAAGGCAAAGCUGCCCGUGACGCCGCCGCCGGGGAUGACUGCCCGACAGUUUCAAGACACAAUGGCGGUUGACAAGAAGGUGCAGGACGGCAAGCUCCGUCUCAUCCUGCUCAGGGGUCCUCUCGGCAACUGUGUCAUCACUGGCGAUUUCCCGAAGCAAGCGCUUGACGAGACGCUGCAGGCCUUCUGCCAAACGUGA
This is a messenger RNA of Chlorella variabilis, 1095 nucleotides long. RefSeq lists its product as hypothetical. The record is from RefSeq and is a predicted model, not a curated record. Bases 1 to 1095 code for a protein of 364 amino acids. The transcript is spliced from 9 exons. Gene Ontology annotation, molecular function: 3-dehydroquinate synthase activity. Lineage: Eukaryota; Viridiplantae; Chlorophyta; Trebouxiophyceae; Chlorellales; Chlorellaceae. Gene Ontology annotation, biological process: aromatic amino acid biosynthetic process. Gene Ontology annotation, cellular component: cytoplasm.